AUGCCCUCCGCAAGACUGAGAAGAAAUGACGGUAACGACCUCCCCCGAAAGUCCACAGGACAACUGCCGCCCUACGGACAUGCCAUCCGACCACUCGCCGGCUUCCUGCAUCGGCGUGGACCGCUGUACCGACCAGUGCUUGACGUGCCCGAAGAGGGCCAAGGCAACAACGAUGGCGCCCCCGCACGAUGGACCGUCUUCUUCCUCGUCCUGACCUUUGCGUCGUGGCUGAUGGGGACGCUGGAGCUCGUGUGGUACUACGACCAGCUGCACAGAGACGGCGGCCGCGACAGGGCGAGGGACACGGUCGUCAUGUCGGUCCUGACUGUCCUCUUCUCCGAAGCCGUCUACUUCGUGCUGGGGUUCGCGGCCCUCUGUGUCGCCGCCUUUUGCUUGACCGUCGAGACUUGCUCGGGGGCGAGGGGUAGGGAAAGGCAUACGUGGGGGAAGUAUUCAAAAGAGGUAUAG
This is a messenger RNA of Pyricularia grisea, 468 nucleotides long. RefSeq lists its product as uncharacterized. The record is from RefSeq and is a predicted model, not a curated record. NCBI's taxonomy places the organism in Eukaryota, Fungi, Ascomycota, Sordariomycetes, Magnaporthales, Pyriculariaceae. The transcript has a single exon. Bases 1 to 468 code for a protein of 155 amino acids.